Messenger RNA from Colletotrichum scovillei, 936 nucleotides. RefSeq lists its product as uncharacterized. The transcript is spliced from 2 exons. Lineage: Eukaryota; Fungi; Ascomycota; Sordariomycetes; Glomerellales; Glomerellaceae. Bases 1 to 936 code for a protein of 311 amino acids. The record is from RefSeq and is a predicted model, not a curated record.
AUGAACGCUAUGCAUCAUUCAAUACUUUGCGAGUUCAUGAACACCAUUGGAUUCAUGGUAUUCGGAAACCAUCUCAUACCUCUCGACCCUAACGAGCUUCUGCCUUUUGGAGACCCGAACGGAAACGCCCGGUUCACCGGAUACUACAAUGACACCAUCUCCGUUUUCAGAGCCACAAGGGACAUCGCCAUGGGCGAGGAAAUUCGGAUGUGUCCCUUGCGGCUUAACCCCGCAGCCUUCCCAUUUCUUUCCGCCGCUGGCAGUGCCGCCAGUGGCGGAGCGGUCGACGAAGAAAGACACGUGCAAGUCGACGGGUGCGAAGAUGGCGAGGACGGCGAUGAUGAAGGAAGCAGUAAAAGUGACCAAGACGAGGAAGGACAGGGAACCCUCGAGAUUCCAAAGCCAAAUAAGGGCAAGGGCAAAGCCGUUGAUAUGGAACUCGAUAACGGUGAAGGCCCCAGCAAUUCCAGAGAAGAGUGGCAGGUCAGGGCAGAGGGCCAAGGAGAAGCCCCGAACCUCUACUCUGGAUCCAGAAACAGUCCCCUUUCCUUUCGAGCAGCCUUGGCGCUACCGGCUCCGGGGUUUGCAGGGUCAAGACCUCGUGACCCUCUUACAAUGACCCCGGCCAUCCCGUCUACUGGUAAUCAGCAGCAAAAGAAGGUCGCCAAGUCUGAUAGCGGUGGUGAUGCAGAACAUGUUGAGGAUGUUGCCAACAAAGACGGAGCGAACGAUACGGCCCAAAACAAAAAGUUAGGCCGCACAGCUAGAUUCAAACUGGUCUUGAGGAAGAAAUUUGGAAUCAAAGACAAGCGUGAGGCCGAGCAUAACAAGGAUAACCAAGCUGAAGGCGAACAAAUCGAGGACAGCCAAUCCGGCGUCAAACAUACUGGUGACAGCGAGCCGGCAACCAGUGAACAUCAGGAAUUGGCAGAUUAG